GUGGCAACUUUGGACACAUUCCCGAAUGAAACUAAAGGGCGCGCUUAACUGUCUGAGUAUAACUAAAUUAUGAAAAACCGUUAUAAAAUCUGCUAUAUUUGGACUCAAACCUCAACGAACUCCAUCUUUAUCGGUCAAAAAAAAAAUAUCCUACGCUCUUACAUUUAUAUAUUUCCUAGUCUUGCAAUCCUUUUUCACUUGUUUCUGUUUUGUAAGAAUAUAAACGAUAGCAAUCUUCUUGUACUAAUGUUUUCUCGGGAAUUUGUCAGAAAAUCCUCGCUUGUUUUCAUCAAUCGGGUCCUGAUCACCAAUCAGCACCUCUGCACACGCCAGUUCUUCAAUCAAUCACAAGGGUUCGCCUCAUCUUCAUCAUCUUCACUGAGGCCAUCCUUUAAUGGGUCUAGCUAUGGCCGUGACCAGAAGGGCGAGGAUGCCUUGUUGAAGUCGUUUUUUAGAUCAUUCUCUUCAGGGGCUUUCGUUGUUGGUUCUAGCCUGGGAUUUAGCUAUUGGUACUUUUCUCUAGUUGAUGAGCCUUCUUUUGUGUCUUUCGCUGAAGGCGCAACUGAGACUGUUUGGGAAUCUAAUGAAGAUCUCCUUCUACCCAAGAAGAAGCACAGAUUCCUCUUUGGAGAUGCAUACAGGAGAAGGAUUUUCUUUAAUUAUGAAAAGCGCAUGAGGAUGCAAAGUCACCCGGAAAAGGUUUUCAAGUAUUUUGCAUCUCUUCGAACCCCUGCUGGAGAUGUUCUUAUGACGCCAGGAGACUUGAUGCGAGCAGUGGUUCCAGUGUUUCCUUCGUCUGAAUCAAAUCGUGUUAGAGAGGGCUCUCUCAGAGGGGAGCGAGUCCCUGGAGAGUUACUAUGUGAGCCUUCAGAAUUUUUCAUGCUUUUUGAUACUAACAGUGAUGGACUCAUAUCUUUUCCAGAGUACAUAUUUUUUGUUACACUUCUCAGCAUUCCUGAAUCAAGCUUUUCUGUGGCAUUUAAAAUGUUUGAUCUCGACAAUAACGGAGAGAUUGACAGGGAGGAAUUUAAAAAAGUGAUGACUUUAAUGCGAUCUCAAAACAGGCAAGGGGCACGCCACAGGGAUGGACGGCGACUUGGUCCCAGAAUUGGAGAGCCUGUGGAGAAUGGUGGCCUGUUAGAAUACUUCUUUGGCAAAGAUGGAAAGAACUGUCUAAAACAUGGAAGAUUUGUCCAAUUUUUGAGGAACUUGCACCAUGAAAUUUUAAAGUUGGAAUUUGCCCAUUAUGACUUCAAAUCACGCGGAACUAUAUCAGCUAAGGAUUUUGCCUUGUCCAUGGUUGCAUCGGCUGACAUUAGCGACAUAAACAAGUUGCUGGACAGGGUUGAUGAACUAAACAAAGAGCCUCAUCUUCAAGACAAGCGAAUUACAUUUGAGGAGUUCAAAGAUUUUGCAGAGCUACGAAAACAGUUGCAACCUUUCUCUUUGGCCAUUUUCAGCUAUGGAAAAGUAAAUGGAAUGCUAACAAAAAAUGAUUUUCAGAGAGCUGCAUCCCAAGUAUGCGGCGUCUCCAUUACUGAUAAUUUGGUUGACAUAAUAUUCCAUGUGUUUGAUGCGGAUCGUGAUGGAAGUUUAAGCUCAGAUGAGUUUAUAAGUGUUCUGCAAAGAAGGGAAAAGGAGAUGUCGUUGCCUAGAGAGGCAGGUCUCAAGGGUUUGAUUUCUUGCUGCUCCAGUUGUGCCAAAACCUACUCUUCUGCAAAGCUUUAUCUCUAAUUUAUUAGCUGAUACAUGGUAACCCUGGAAGUUUGAAGCUCUAAUAUAUAUUAUUAUGUUACUCUUUUCGCGCUCAAAGGAUGGAAGAAGUGAUCAAUUUACUAUUGAGCAGCUGAAAGAAAAUGUAGAUUAUACAGUUUUCGAACCGUUUCAGAUUUUUGUCCCCAGCAGAUUGAGGAGAAGAUGAUAUUUCAUGGUCUUUUGCAUACGCUGCAGUUAAGUCCUGCUCUGUCAAUGACUUAAAAGUGUACAGUCAGUAUGGGGCCCUGAUACCAUGUGAUGUUUUCGGCAAAGACUACAUUCAUUGUAUUUACUAAGCAAUAUACAUACAAAGCUGCAUGAUACAUGCGGAACUAAGGGUUACCAUAGAUUAGGAUAUGGCACAAGUGAUAAGGACAUUCACACCAUAACAAACAACAACCACCCAAUCCUGAUAAGCCUUAUCCAGUUUGUGUUCAUAUAUGUACAUACAUUUUUUCAAAAUAGUUAUUUUUUUCUGCUACGUGCAUUAUACAUUAUUAUUUUUUUAUACAUAUUUAUAAUUUAAUUGUUUAUAUAUAAUUUUUUUA
Hevea brasiliensis (rubber tree) is the source of this 2303-nucleotide messenger RNA. Its product is annotated as calcium uptake protein, mitochondrial. Gene Ontology annotation, molecular function: calcium ion binding. The record is from RefSeq and is a predicted model, not a curated record. The transcript has 7 exons. Gene Ontology annotation, biological process: calcium import into the mitochondrion; mitochondrial calcium ion homeostasis. Bases 70 to 1734 code for a protein of 554 amino acids. Lineage: Eukaryota; Viridiplantae; Streptophyta; Magnoliopsida; Malpighiales; Euphorbiaceae. Gene Ontology annotation, cellular component: uniplex complex.